AUGUCGACGUUGACAAGGAUAUCAGGCUCAUUUAGUCAUCCCGACGAUGCUGCUACUACAAAGACCGAAUUGUCUGCCUUACAAAAUGCCGAAGGUGACCCACACCUCGUCGUCCUCGAGCCAGAGGAUAAUCCGCAGAACAUAUCCUUGUUCAGACGGUGGCUCGCGGUCCUGAUCAUCAGCUCUGCCUCUCUUUGCGUGACACUAAUUGCGCUUCAGGCUGCAUUCACAGAACAAGGUUCCGCCCAAACAUUUCAUGUCUCACAUGAAGUGACCAUUCUCGGAAUUAGCCUAUACGUGUCAGGUCUCGGAAUGGGACCGCUUCUCGUUGGCCCGUUGUCCGAAGUGUAUGGCCGAAAUGUUGUAUACCGGGUAUCUUAUGCGUUAUUCUUCAUCCUCACGUUCCCCGUGGUGUUCGCUCCCAAUAUCGCCGUUUUCUUGGUUUUUCGCUUUAUUACUGGAUUCUGUGGAUCAACCUUUCUGAGUGUAGCUGGAGGUAGUGUAAGCGAUAUGUUUCCAAAUUCGAGCAUUGCAAAUCCAAUGGCUGUGUAUACCAUAUCUCCAUUUAUCGGACCAGUGGUUGGUCCCUUGAUUUCUGGGUACUACCUAUACUGGGAAUGGACGUAUCGAGUGCAGUUGUGUUGGAUUUUUGCAGAGUUGCUGAUAUUGGUUAUAUUUAUUCCUGAGACGUACGCCCCAGUGAUCCUGAAGAAGAAGGCAAAAAGACUGCGGGAGUCGACUGGAGACCCAAAGUUUUAUGCUCCUUUGGAUAGACGGGAAAAUACCCUCGUUUCUGCUGUCCUCGUCAGUUGCUACAAACCGUUUCAAUUACUUCUAUUCGACCGAAUGGCACUGCUUUUAGACUCCUGGAAUGCCCUUGUUCUUGGCAUCCUAUACCUGGCAUUCCAAGCAUACCCCAUUAUUUUCGAAGAUAAUCAUGGAUUUGAUAUGCAAACCACUGGAUUAGCGUUUGCUGGGAUUGGACUCGGGAUGCUUUUGGCCAUUUCAACACAACCGCUCUGGAACAGGGGGGUCCCUUUUUCUCUGAUGCUAUAUGCCCGUGAAACUGCCAAAUAUAACGGCGAUCCACCUCCUGAGAUGAGGCUUAUUAUGGGUCAGGUUGGAGCGAUACUCGUGCCAGUGGGUUUGUUCUGGCUCGCGUUCACUACAUAUCCGCAAGUCCACUGGAUUGCCCCAAUCAUCGCGUCUGUACCUUUCGGCUCCGGGAUAUAUUUUGUCUUCACAUCAACGUUCACGUAUCUUGUAACUGCAUACCGCCCAAUUGCUGCCUCCGCCAUGGCAAGCAAUAGUGCAUUGCGGUCAGCAUUUGCUGCUGCAUUUCCGCUAUUCGCGGGAGCCAUGUAUGAUAGACUGGGGACUGUUGGCGCCACCGCUCUUCUAGCUGGCCUCGCAACGAUCAUGGCGCCAUUACCUUUCAUAUUUUACCGAAUUGGCGCGCGACUGCGGAAGAAUUCGCGUUUCGCAGCACAUUGAUAUUUUACGCAUACGACCUAUGAAUAUUAAUAUUGUCAAACGACAAAGCUUCAACGCGUCGUACGGCCGUCGGCAAAUCGACUUGAUUUAUGAAUUGACACAUCGACGGCGAUGGCGGCUUCUCUGAAACAAACACCAGACGAUCGCAUAUCCAUAUCCCAGAAACUAUUUACAUACUUUCCGCGUGGUUGAUCAAAACGGGUGCGU
Molecule: messenger RNA, 1701 nt
Organism: Suillus plorans
Lineage: Eukaryota; Fungi; Basidiomycota; Agaricomycetes; Boletales; Suillaceae
Product: major facilitator superfamily domain-containing protein
Exons: 14
Coding region: 1-1494 (497 amino acids)
Biological process (GO): transmembrane transport
Molecular function (GO): transmembrane transporter activity
Source: RefSeq, a predicted model, not a curated record